GCUCGGCCAUGCUCGGCGCGGGCGGCGGCGUCGGGCCGGGCCGGCCACCCGUCGUGUCUAUUAUUCUCCCAGUCCACAAUGCUGAAAAUUGGUUGGAUGAAUGCUUGAAGUCUGUUUUGCAGCAGGACUUUGAAGGUGCUAUGGAGCUCUCCAUUUUUGAUGAUGCCAGUAAGGACAAGUCUAUGACUAUCAUUGAGAAAUGGAAAGUGAAGCUGGAAGAUUCUGGCAUCCCUGUGGUCAUUGGAGGGCAUGUUUCUCCCUCUCCUCGAGGAGUUGGAUAUUCUAAAAAUCAAGCAGUUGCACAGAGCUCAGGGACUUACCUCUGCUUUUUAGAUUCAGAUGAUGUGAUGUUGCCCCAGAGAGUGAGGCUGCAACAUGAAGCUGCCCUCCAGCGCCCAACAAGCAUCAUAGGGUGCCAAGUGCAGAGAGAUCCCCCAAACUCUACUGAGCGAUACACACGUUGGAUCAACCAGUUGGCAUCCGAUCAGCUUCUGACACAGGUAUUCACCUCAAACGGCCCCACAGUGAUCAUGCCCACCUGGUUCUGCUCUCGAACUUGGUUUCUCCACGUGGGACCAUUUGACGAGGGAGGGAAGGGUGUGCCGGAGGACCUGCUGUUCUUCUACGAGCACCUCAGGAAGGGGGGUGGCGUCUUCCGGGUGGACCACAGCCUGCUCCUCUACCGCUACCACCUGUGUGCAGCCACACACUCUGUCCUUGAGACGACCAUCUGGACUCACCGUGUCCACUUCCUGGAGGAGCAGGCCCUACCUCGCUGGGCCUCCUUCACCAUCUGGAAUGCAGGCAAGCAGGGACGCAGGCUGUACCGCAGUCUGACUGCUGCCAACCAGCGCAAGGUGGCUGCCUUCUGUGACGUGGACAAGAACAAGAUCCAGAAGGGCUUCUACUGCUACGAGGAGGCACAGGAAAGGCCCAAGCCUCAGAUCCCCAUCCUGCACUUCCGGGAUGCACGGCCACCCUUUGUCAUCUGUGUGAAGCUGGAUCUCACUGGGGGUGCGUUUGAGGACAACCUGAAGUCACUGCACCUGCAGGAAGGCCGGGACUUCCUCCACUUCAGCUGAGUCAGGCGGCGGCCACCCCAGGCUCCUACCCCCGCGUCAAGAACUUCCCCAGAAGACGCUCUGCUGUGCCACCCGCUGUCUGUCCUGG
Messenger RNA from Dipodomys spectabilis (banner-tailed kangaroo rat), 1170 nucleotides. It is a transcript of the gene B3gntl1, whose product is annotated as UDP-GlcNAc:betaGal beta-1,3-N-acetylglucosaminyltransferase like 1. Lineage: Eukaryota; Metazoa; Chordata; Mammalia; Rodentia; Heteromyidae. The record is from RefSeq and is a predicted model, not a curated record.